AUGGUCAUGGGCGCCGGCGAGUGCCAGAUGGAGAUGCUCUGGAACUGGCGCAUCGUCGACUCGUGCAUCCUCGCGGGCUCCUGGCACAUCAAGAACAACGCCAUGUUCGCCGCAAGCUGCGUCGGCGCCGCCCUGCUGGUCGUUGCCCUCGAGUUCCUCCGCCGCCUGAGUUCCGAAUGGGAUGCCUUUCUCCUCCGGAAAUUCCAGCGCCAGCUGCGCAUCCAGCAGGGCGCUCUCGCCGGUGCGGCUCCGUCAAACUGCUGCGACGGCCCGGCCGCCACGCUCGGCACCCACUAUGCCACAUUUCGCGCGACGUCGCUCCAGCAGCUGGUGCGGGCGGUCAUCCACGGCAUCACGCUGGGCGUCGCAUACAUUCUCAUGUUGAUUGUCAUGUCCUUCAAUGGCUUCAUCUUCAUCUCCAUCAUCUUGGGCGCCAUUCUGGGCAAGUUUCUCUGCGAUUGGAUGGUCGUCCGAUUGCCGUUCGACGCCGUGGACAGGGAAGAGAAGGACGAGCGUAGGACGUCGGUCGCCGCUGCGGGGCCGACUGGGUGUUGCGCAUGA
Molecule: messenger RNA, 561 nt
Organism: Didymosphaeria variabile
Lineage: Eukaryota; Fungi; Ascomycota; Dothideomycetes; Pleosporales; Didymosphaeriaceae
Exons: 2
Coding region: 1-561 (186 amino acids)
Biological process (GO): copper ion transmembrane transport
Cellular component (GO): membrane
Molecular function (GO): copper ion transmembrane transporter activity
Source: RefSeq, a predicted model, not a curated record